Coniosporium apollinis CBS 100218 is the source of this 768-nucleotide messenger RNA. RefSeq lists its product as uncharacterized. The record is from RefSeq and is a predicted model, not a curated record. NCBI's taxonomy places the organism in Eukaryota, Fungi, Ascomycota, Dothideomycetes. The transcript has a single exon. The coding region runs from base 1 to 768 and encodes 255 amino acids.
AUGGCAAUCUCAUCGCUCGCCUGCAUCAUUGAUGCUAUCAGCCAUGUACUCCUGCGAUUCUUCCACCUCGAGUCAACCCUCCGAUUCUUCGCCAAAUACACCACUAACACGCCCGCAAACCUAAACAUCCUGGAAUUCUCUGACCUCUGCAGCGCUAUCACGAACAGCCUCGUCCAGCUCCGCUUCCUCCUGCUCGUUACCGCCACUGCCCUCUUUUACAGGCACAGCACUACUCUCAGCAUUUGGGCCAUUCCGUGCCUCUUCCUCAUCGUCCUGCUUGCUGGGUGGUAUCUCGUCUGCAUUUUCCGGAAACAUCGCAAUAUCGGCACUGAGGACGACCCCUCGGCACAGCCCACGAAGAGCUUAGCGUCGCUCUGCCUCAACAUCUGCUGCCUCACCAUCAGCCUUGUCCUCACCAUCGUCGUCAAAGUGAUGGUUGACGCUACGCUUGAAGUCCAGAUGUCGGUUCCCUGCACGCUGUACGAGUGCUAUCUCGCAACCGGGAAGCGUCCCUUGGGCGCGGCUACCAAGCGCGAUAUUGCUGGGUGGCUGGCUAUUCUGAUCGCUUGCUAUGCGCUUUACAUAGCAACUUUUACAGUACCGGAUAAUGAGACGCUGAGGUCGCCGGAGCGUGGCGACGUGGUCCGCGAACAGAUCAGACAGAUUGGGAUGCUCGUGUUGCAUCAUGUUGCCCGUAGAAAUACUGCAGCGUGGAGAGCGGUGGCUGAGCGGUAUGAGGCUAGAGAGGCGGGGCGUGGAGGGGAGUAG